AUUUCUUUUUCUUUUUCUUUUUCUUUUUCUUUUUCUUUUUCCUCCCAAUAAAUAAAAAACCCCCAAUUCCUCAUCAAACUCUCCUUCACUUUUCCUUCUUCGUUAAGAUUUAAGAACCCUAUUUCUCUCUCAAAUCUCAAUUCCCAAAUCUCAAUUCUGAAUUUCCAUUUCCCAGUUUUCAAUCUCCUUCCACUCACAUCAUACAUACACUCCGCACUCCCCCAAUUUCUUCUCACCGGAAAACAUGAGUUACUACAACCAGCAACAACCACCCGUCGGUGUUCCUCCUCCUCAAGGUUAUCCGCCUGAAGGAUACCCAAAGGACGCAUACCCGCCACCGGGUUACCCUGCGCAAGGGUACCCACAACAAGGUUACCCGCCACCAGGAGGAUACCCUCAACAAGGGUACCCUCCCCAACAGUACGCUCCUCAGUAUGCUCAGCCUCCUCCUCAGCAGCAAAAUCAGAGUAGUGUUGGUUGCAUGGAAGGAUGUUUGGCUGCUCUGUGCUGUUGCUGCUUGCUGGACGCCUGCUUUUGAUUGAACAUCAAACAUCAUAAUCAUACCUUGAAGAUUUGAUUUGAAUUGAAUGGGCGGAAGAUUACCGUGAUUAUUUUGAUACAAUCAUGUGGAAAAAAGAAAAAAAGAAAAGUUUGUUUAGUAUCAUAUGUAGUUAAUCGACUCCAUCCCCUCCCCCAGCCCCCUCUCGGAUCUUAAAUUGUUUUCCGUAAAUAAUCUGAAUGUUUGGCUAUGAGAAGUUUGUUCGGUCUGAUUGUAUGUCUUGAAUUUUAGCUAUUGAAAUUAUAGUUUUGCCAUGAGUUCA
Molecule: messenger RNA, 821 nt
Organism: Spinacia oleracea (spinach)
Lineage: Eukaryota; Viridiplantae; Streptophyta; Magnoliopsida; Caryophyllales; Amaranthaceae
Product: cysteine-rich and transmembrane domain-containing protein WIH2
Exons: 3
Coding region: 245-538 (97 amino acids)
Source: RefSeq, a predicted model, not a curated record